AUGUCAGACUUGACAAUAUUCAGGUAUUCCGCCAUUGGUUUCCUUGGCAUCGCCCUCGCUAUCAUCUGGCUGCGGCGAAGGCUAAUGCCAAAGCCAUAUCCGGGCAUUCCUUACAACCAGGAGUCCGUCAGACGCAUCACUGGAGACAUCCCGAACCUCGUGCCAAUCAUCGAAGCCACCAAUGAGUUCUCAAACACGCUCUUUACGGUCACAACUCAGAAGCUAGGCGUCCCCAUCGCCCAGUUGUUGUUCCCUGGCCUGCGAAAACCCAUGGUGAUUAUCGAAGAUCCUCGGGAGAUCGAAGACAUCCUAGUUCGGCGGAAAAAGGACUUUGACAAGGCGCCAAUGGCAAUAGACAUGUUUGCACCCAUGUUCCCGAACUCGACCCUUGGUCAGUACACAACGCCGGAGCUCCGCGCUCAGAAGCGACUGUGGCAGGAUGUCAUGAACAUCGACUUUCUUCGCAAAGCUGCAGCCCCGAAUAUCCACAAGGCAGCACUGGAGCUCGUGGACUUGUGGCGACUCAAGGCAGCAUCUCUCUACAAGGACCAAGCUUUCGAGGUUCAUGACGACUUGAAAGAUGCUACCCUGGACGCAAUGUGGCUGCAGAAACAGCUCUCCGGGGACCAGGGGCCAGACGAUGAGCCCGCCCCGCGCGGUGCGUUCCUCAGGGAAGAGGUCCGCUACAUCGGGGCAACCAUCGCCAAGAACUCCAAUCACCCUCUGCCGAAGUGGGCCCAAAUAUUCGAGACUUACACACCACGCUACCGAAGAUUCAGACGGACUGUCCUUUCGGGAGUUGGACGUGUGAUGAAGGCGGCUGUUGAGCGGUUCCAGCUGUUGGAGAUCGGACAGCUUGAGUCCGAUGCUCUGGACCAGUGCAUGAUGGACCUGGUUCUUCGCCGGCACAUCCUCGAGGCCAGGAAGGCCGGAAGGCCCCCAUCGGACCCCACUAAGGACAUCAGCAUGCUAGAUGAAUUAUUUGUCAUGCUGGUUGGUGGUCACGACUCUACCGCCAAUGCCAUGACAUGGUUCCUGAGAUUCAUGGAAUCCAACCAAGGCGUGCAAAACGAGCUUCGUGCUGCACUGCGUGCUGUCUUUCCCGGGCCGGACCCCCCCGACCGUUAA
This is a messenger RNA of Diaporthe citri, 1128 nucleotides long. RefSeq lists its product as uncharacterized. Gene Ontology annotation, molecular function: oxidoreductase activity, acting on paired donors, with incorporation or reduction of molecular oxygen; monooxygenase activity; iron ion binding. The record is from RefSeq and is a predicted model, not a curated record. Lineage: Eukaryota; Fungi; Ascomycota; Sordariomycetes; Diaporthales; Diaporthaceae. The coding region runs from base 1 to 1128 and encodes 375 amino acids. The transcript has 2 exons.